Cajanus cajan (pigeon pea) is the source of this 1971-nucleotide messenger RNA. RefSeq names its product L-type lectin-domain containing receptor kinase IX.1. Gene Ontology annotation, biological process: protein phosphorylation. The record is from RefSeq and is a predicted model, not a curated record. Gene Ontology annotation, molecular function: carbohydrate binding; ATP binding; protein kinase activity. Lineage: Eukaryota; Viridiplantae; Streptophyta; Magnoliopsida; Fabales; Fabaceae.
AUGAUGUCAUUGUCAACCUCCAUAUGUUUGCACUACUUGAAAACUUUUCUUCUUUUGCGCACCCUUGUCCUUCCAAUAGUUCAACCACUUUCCUUCAACAUAGCUAAUUUCAACGAUACUGAAAGCGCAAGCUUCGUUGGAUACACAGGCGUAACAAAGAUUGAGAACGGAACCCUAGUUCUCAACUCACUCGUCAACAACGGAGUGGGACGAGCUAUCUAUGCCCAACCUCUGCGCCUCAAAAACUCUUCUAAUGGAAAUGUCACUCACUUUUCCACUCGUUUUUCCUUCACUAUCGACGUGUCCACAAAAACCUACGGUGACGGUUUUGCCUUCUACGUGGCACCUCUUGCAUACCCUAUUCCGCCGUAUGCAGGUGGUGGUACUCUUGGCCUAUACGGUGACACGCAAAACAUCGUUGCCGUCGAAUUUGACACUUACGUGAACGAAUAUGAUCCACAUAUGUUCCACGUGGGGAUCAACAACAACUCCAAGGUGUCCCUUGCUACUUCCUGGUUUGAUAUUGAGAGAAACAUAGGGAACAUGGUGCAUGCGUUAAUUACUUACAAUGCUUCAGCAAAACUCCUUUCUGUGUCGUGGUACUUUGAUGGAAAUACCUCUGGUUUUACGCCUAACAAUUCUCUUUCACUCCAGAUUGACCUAGCGGAAUUUCUUCCAGAGUGGGUGACUUUUGGGUUUUCGGGUGCAACAACUGGUGCGGCCAGCGAGGAAAAUAUUAUUCAUUCAUGGGAGUUCACUUCAUCUCUGAAUUCCACGCGUUCCGAGGUGAACAAAGAACAUGAUGGCAUCGUGAUUAAAUACAAGUUUCAAGUCAAAGUAGUAGUUGUUGCAGUGGCUUGUUCUAUUUCUUUUGUGCUCGUGGUCCUUGGUGUUUCUUGGUUGAUCCUGUUCAUCGUCAAGAAAAGAAGCACCGAGGGUGGUUAUGAUGACUUGGAUAGAGGAGCCAUGCCUAGAAGGUUUGGUUAUAAGGAAUUAGUCGCCGCCACCAACGGGUUUGCAGAUGAUAGAAGGCUCGGAGAAGGUGGCUCUGGAGAAGUUUACAAAGGGUUUCUGAGUGACUUAGGGCGCGUGGUUGCUGUGAAAAGGAUUUUUUCUAAUGUUGAAGACUCGGAGAACAUAUUUACGAACGAGGUGAAGAUUAUAAGUCGUCUUAUACAUAGAAACCUUGUGCAAUUCAUGGGGUGGUGCCACGAAGAAGGGGAGUUGUUACUGGUUUUUGAGUACAUGACUAAUGGAAGCCUUGACACUCACGUCUUUGGAACUAGAAGAACUUUGACAUGGAGUGUGAGAUACAAGAUAGCGUUAGGUGUGGCUAGAGCAAUUCGUUAUCUUCAUGAAGACGCAGAGCAGUGUGUUCUUCAUAGGGAUAUUAAGUCAUCUAAUGUUUUGUUGGACACAGAUUUUAAUACUAAGCUUAGUGACUUUGCGAUGGCAAAGUUGGUGGAUCCAAGAUUGAGGACUCAGAAGACAAAGGUGGUGGGGACAUAUGGGUACCUGGCUCCGGAAUAUGUAAAGGAAGGUAGGGCUAGCAAGGAAUCAGACAUGUAUGGUUUUGGGGUUGUGGCUUUGGAGAUAGCAUGUGGAAGGAGGACUUAUCAGGACGGGGAGAAUAAUCAUGUGCCUUUAACGAAUUGGGCGUGGAAACACUAUGUGGAUGGGAAUAUUCUGAAUGCUGCUGAUGAGGGAUUGAAUAGGGAUUAUGAUGUGAAUGAAAUGAUAUGCUUGCUUACUGUGGGACUGUGGUGUACCCUACAAGACAACAAGAAGAGGCCAAAGGCAGAACAAGUUAUUAAUGUUCUUAAGCAAGAAGCGCCGUUGCCAGUGCUUUCUAUAUGACAUGCCUCAUUGUCCCUUUACCGAUUGGAAAUCUGAUUCCUUUCGGUUACCACCCUUCACUGACAAUACAGUAUACAUGUUCAAGGCUUUGUUUUAAGGCUAUUACAAUAUGAU